AGGACAAAACAUGUAAUCGACACGAGUCGCUCUCUCUCUCUCUCUCUCUCUCUCUCUCUAGAAAAUAAUAUACCAAACCUUCAAACCCUAUACAGGCCCCUUCAUUUCCGAUGAUAAAUCGAGUCUCCAAACCAGCCUUCGGAGAUUUCUACUGUUCUCUCUCUCUCCGGUUCGUCGAUCUUCCAGCGUGCAGCCGAUUUUCGAUCCCACCAGCGUUUUCACAUCCCGCGUCUUCUCGAUCUGCCAGGAAAGGUUAGCAGAAAUGGUAGAAAAUUAGCAUACAUGGGAGAUUUCUGUAAGGAACUGAAUUGGUGACAUCUAUUUGAAGUUGGUUUCAUUUGGUCGGACGAUUAUUCGAAGUGUUAUGCGAUUAUGAGGAAGAAGAGGAAAGGCAGUGAAAUUUUAAACCCUAAUCCAGAGGCGGAAAUUUUUGAAUCAAUCCGUGAUAAGCGAUUAUCAUUAUCGAAUUUGAAGUUCCAUUAUUCCUUGGAAGAUUAUGCAAGGUUGAAGAAGAGGUGCAAGGAAGAUGUGGAUGACGAGCCUGCUGGAUCAUGUAAAAGUAGACUCGUGGGUAUUGCUGCUACAGCUCCACCUUGUGGAACAUCUUCAUUGGUCUUGCCAGGAAGGGGCUUGAAGAGGAAGAUAGGGUGUAUUGAUGUGGCCACUCAAAUAGGUAACAAAAAUAAGAUUGAGGAUGAUUAUGUAAUGGGUGCCACAAUUGGGAAAGGUAAAUUCGGUUCUGUUUCGUUGUGUUCGAAUAGGGCUACCGGAAUGGAAUUUGCAUGUAAGACUCUUAUAAAAGGGGAGGAGACAGUUCACCGUGAAGUGGAGAUUAUGCAACAUUUGUCAGGCCAUCCAGGUGUCGUGACAUUGGAGGCAGUUUAUGAGGAUUCAGAAUGUUUUCAUCUUGUGAUGGAGUUGUGUUCGGGUGGUCGGUUGAUUGAUCAGAUCGCCAAGGAGGUUCAAUAUUCUGAGCACCGGUCUGCUAAUAUAUUCAAGGAAUUGAUGCUGGUGAUUAAGUAUUGUCAUGAGAUGGGAGUUGUACACAGGGAUAUAAAACCUGAGAAUAUUCUUCUCACAACUUCAGGGAAGAUAAAGCUUGCAGAUUUUGGUUUGGCCAUGAGGGUUGCAAAUGGCCAGAGAUUGACUGGUUUGGCUGGGAGCCCUGCUUAUGUUGCCCCAGAAGUGUUGUUAGGCAAUUAUUCUGAGAAAGUGGAUAUAUGGAGUGCUGGUGUCCUGCUGCACGUGCUGCUGACUGGUGCCCUCCCAUUUCAAGGAGACUCAUUAGAAGCAGUUUUUGAGGCAAUCAAGAAUGUGAAGCUUGAUUUCCAUUCUGGGAUAUGGGAAUCUAUAUCUAAACCUGCACGGGAUCUGAUUGAGCGCAUUCUUACCAGGGAUGUUGCAGCAAGGAUAACUGCAGAUGAAGUGCUAAGGCAUCCAUGGAUAUUGUUCUAUACUGAGCGCACGUUAAGGAUACUAUCUAUCAAAUCAAAAUCAAAAGGUCAGUCGAUACAACCGUCCCAGCAACUAUCCCAUACAAACAGACUCGGGCAGGAUCAAAGCAGGACAGCCCGUGGAUUUUCCAGGGACGGUGCUAGUACAUCGUCAUUGUCGCCUGGCAUUUCGUGUUGCAGGACAGAAGAGGAGGAGGAGGAGGACGGUGAUUUAGUCGAUGCACUUGCAGUAGCUAUUUCACACGUGAGGAUUUCCGAACCGAAGAGGAGCAGGCUGUGUAGCCCAACGAACCCUAUAAGAGAGCAGUGUUCAUCUAACAUGAAGGCUAACAAUCUCUGCAAAGCAUUUUGAUUCUGACACAUAGACAGACAGCUGACCAACUGAUGCUGCCGCCCUCCAACCGAGACCCCCCGCCACGGCCACCGCCCCCUUUUUAAUUGGGGAUCUGAAUAUUACCCCUCUUGGAAUAUGUUUGUUCCAUUUUCA
Diospyros lotus (date-plum) is the source of this 1941-nucleotide messenger RNA. Its product is annotated as serine/threonine-protein kinase PEPKR2. The coding region runs from base 373 to 1806 and encodes 477 amino acids. Gene Ontology annotation, molecular function: calcium-dependent protein serine/threonine kinase activity; calcium/calmodulin-dependent protein kinase activity; ATP binding. Lineage: Eukaryota; Viridiplantae; Streptophyta; Magnoliopsida; Ericales; Ebenaceae. Gene Ontology annotation, cellular component: cytoplasm; nucleus. The transcript is spliced from 4 exons. Gene Ontology annotation, biological process: protein autophosphorylation; peptidyl-serine phosphorylation; intracellular signal transduction. The record is from RefSeq and is a predicted model, not a curated record.